This is a messenger RNA of Brassica oleracea var. oleracea, 1443 nucleotides long. RefSeq lists its product as uncharacterized. Lineage: Eukaryota; Viridiplantae; Streptophyta; Magnoliopsida; Brassicales; Brassicaceae. The transcript has a single exon. The coding region runs from base 1 to 1443 and encodes 480 amino acids. The record is from RefSeq and is a predicted model, not a curated record.
AUGAAUAUCAAAACUGAUCAUAACUUACCUGAAGUUUGUAUAAAUGCAUGGGCUCAGUUGUUUAAAGAGUAUUUGCCUGAAGAUAAUUUGUGUGCUGAAUCUUAUUAUGAGAUUCAGAAACUGGUUCAUAGCCUUGGCUUACCUUCGGAGAUGAUUGAUGUGUGUAUAGACAACUGUAUGAUAUACUGGGGAGAAAAUGCAGAAUUGUUAGAGUGUAAAUUUUGCAAGAAGCCACGAUAUAAACCGCAAAGACGUGGGCAAAAUAGGGUGACGUACCAGCGGAUGUGGUACUUACCUAUUAAGGAUAGACUGAAGAGAUUAUAUCAAUCUGAAAAGACGGCAGCAGCGAUGAGAUGGCAUGCAGAACAUACUCAGAAGGAAGGCGAGAUCAAUCAUCCCUCUGAUGCAAAAGCGUGGAAACAAUUGAAUUCGAUGUACCCUGAUUUUGCAAGCAACCCCUGCAACGUUUAUCUUCGGCUCUGCAUAGAUGGCUUUAGUCCAUUUGGAAUGUCUGAAAGACAAUAUUCGCUUUGGCCUUUCUUCUUGUUGCCAUACAACCUUCCACCAGAGAUGUGUAUGGAAAAGAAAUUGCUUUUCAUGAGUAUAUUGAUAUCUGGCCCAAAACAUCCGAAGAGGUCCCUUGAUGUUUUUCUACAGCCUUUGAUAGAAGAAUUGAAGGAAUUAUGGUCAACAGGCGUGCAGACAUAUGAUUGUUCAACGAGAACAAACUUUAGAAUGCGAGCAGUUCUUAUGUGGAGCAUUAGUGACUUUCCUGCAUACGGGAUGUUGUUAGGUUGGACGACGCAUUGGAGGCUAUCUUGUCCUUAUUGUAUGGGAAGCACAGACGCAUUUCAGCUGAAGAAUGGUAGGAAGACGGCCUGGUUUGAUUGUCAUCGGAGAUUUCUUCCCAUUAACCAUCCGUACCGAAGGAACAUGAAAUUGUUUCGGUCAAAAAGGAUUGUACGAGACACCGCUCCACCAUAUUUAUCUGGAGAGGAAAUCGAGAAGUAUAUUGAUUACUAUGGUGCACAAGACACAGUCAAGAAAGGGGGUAAUUGGCAUACUACUGCAAAUAUGUCUGCUGGUUACGGGACACAACAUAAUUGGCACAAGAAGAGUAUAUUUUGGGAACUUCCAUAUUGGAAAUAUCUAUUUCUACGCCACAAUCUUGAUGUGAUGCAUACAGAGAAGAACUUCUUUGACAACAUCAUCAAAACAUUGUUGAACGUCCCCGGGAAGACAAAAGAUAACAAGAACUCAAGGUUGGAUUUGCCUGCAUUAUGUUCUAGGAUUGAGCUGCAUAUUAGAAACGAUGGGAAAAUUUUGGUUUCCAUUUUGAGAUUGUCAGCAGAAGCAAAAGAAGCGUUGUUCAAGUGGGUGGCAUCAGAUGUAAAGUUUUAUGAUGGAUAUGUUUCAAAUCUAUCAAGAUGUGUUGAUCAGUAG